ACCAUCAUCAUCAUCAUCAUGGUGAUGAAUGGCCAUGAAUGAUGGUUUGUUGCAUCCCCACAGUUACUACCGUGCAACCGCCCUCACUGUCCCCACUUCUCUUUCUCCUUCUCCUUCCUUCUCGGCCCCUCUUUUCUCUCCGGGUAUUUAAAUACCCAUCACUACUUUGCACAGCAACUUCUCCGAUUCAUCCCCAUUACUAACCGCCUCCCAGAGAAAAUCAGAACUGCUCAUUCCUUUCUUUCUUUCCCUGUCUCGUUUUGCCUUCCUCGCGUCGAAGCAAUGGGCAAGAAGAAGAACAACAACAAUGGGGGCGGCGGUGGCGGCAACAAUAACCAUAACCAGAACCAGAAUCCGAACAACGGAGGCGGCGGCGGCGGAGAGGCGAAGCAGCAUCACGAGGAGAAGAAAGGCGGCGGCGGCGGCGGAGGGGAUGGUGGCGGCGAGAAGAAGAAGCAGGAGAAGAACCCGCUGGUGGUUAUUCUCAAGGUCGAGAUGCAUUGCGAAGGUUGUGCGUCGAAGCUUAUUCGCCUGACUCGCGGAUUAGACGGUAACUGCCAUCCCUCUGCUUCUUCUCCCUCUUCCGUCAUUUGCAUGCCGGGUAUUUUGUGAGAACCGUUUGAUAACUAACCGAUUCGCCUGUAACCAAUUGGAAAUCCGUUCAUGGGGUUCCGUUCUAUUUUGAUUUCUUGAUCUGGGUUACUGAAACUGUUUCGUGACUCCAUUAUUGGAAAAUUGGAUUUGGGCGAAAGGAGAUUCGCUUCCCUGUUUUGCUCUAUUUUCCAUUCUGUUUUUUUAUGUCGUUACCUUCUCAGGCGUGGAGUCGGUGAAAGCGGAGGUGGAUACAAACAAGCUGACGGUGAUGGGCAUUGUGGACCCGGUGCAGAUUCGCGACAAGCUCCAUGAGAAGACGAAGAAGAAAGUCGAGCUGAUCUCCCCCCAGCCGAAGAAAGACGACGGAGCCAAAAAGAACGACAACGGCGGCAACAACAACAACAACAAUGGCAAGAAGGACGAGAAGAAUCCCAACGAGCAGAAACCAAAGAGCGGCGAGGAGAAGAAACCCAAAGAGGCUCCGGUGACCACGGCGGUGCUCAAGCUGGCAUUCCACUGUCAGGGAUGCAUCGAGAAGAUCAAGAAGAUUGUCUCCAAGACCAAAGGAGUGCACGAGCUGGUGGCGAUGGACAAGCAGAAGGAGACGGUGACCGUGAAAGGGACGAUGAACGUUAAGGAGCUGGUCGACGCCCUGAAGGAGAGACUGAAGCGGUCGGUGGAAAUCGUUCCGCCACCUAAGAAAGAGAAAGAAGGCGGCGGCGGCGGGAAUGAUGGGAAUGGCGGCGGCGAGAAGGAAGGACAGAACAACAACAACAACAACGGCGGGGGCGGUGGUGGUGGUAAGAAGAAGAAAGGCGGCGGAGGUGAGAAUGGAGAAGGCGGCGGCGUUCAGGGGCAAGGGCAGGAGUACGGAGUAGGGGAAGUUUCGAGAAUGGAGUUCAUGGUCCAUCCCGGGUACGCUCCAGGUCCGCCGGGUUUCGCUCCGACCGGGUUCGGGCCGGUGGGUCAGCCGGUUUACGGGGGCGGGUACGCGGGUCAGCAGCAGGCAGUGUACGGGAAUGGGUACGUGGGGCAGCCGGUUUAUGCGGGUUACGGGCAGGAGUACGGGUACGGGUACGGGUAUGGGCAGGUUCCCGGGUACCCGGUUCAUAUGAAGUUCAACGACGAGAAUCCGAAUGCCUGCUCCGUUAUGUAGGGUGGUGGGGACCCGUACGGACUUUUGCCAGGAGGUGGGGACAGUCACAGUAGUAGCCAACAGAAGCAGAAGAAUGCAGUAGAGAGAAAAGCAAAAUGUAAAUAAGAAAAAGGAUGCAGAAAGAGAGUGGCUUUUGGGUGGGUCAGAAAAAUUUUGGGUACUACUUUAGUAUGGUUGGUGAAUUAUGGGGAGGAGGAGGAACAUACUAGUUUAGUUUUUUAGUCUUGAAUCGGUGAAGAAUUUGGUCUUGGUUCGUUUUGGUUUUUGUUGGGUAAUUUUGGUUUUUGGAUAGUUUAUGGUUCAACAUUUUGGCUACUAUACAUAUAUGUUUGUUAAGUGACUCUCUUCCACGCUAGUAGCUCAAUAUUCGUAUUUGUCAUAACAUAACGUGAUCAUAGAGUGGACCAACCUGGUUUGUGAGAUAUUGAAUGAUCGGUUAUUGUUAGUUGGAAAUAUAACCACCACUAGAUAUGAAUUGGGUAGGG
Linum tenue is the source of this 2235-nucleotide messenger RNA. NCBI's taxonomy places the organism in Eukaryota, Viridiplantae, Streptophyta, Magnoliopsida, Malpighiales, Linaceae. The record is from the annotation of a GenBank genome assembly.